Molecule: messenger RNA, 2349 nt
Organism: Micropterus dolomieu (smallmouth bass)
Lineage: Eukaryota; Metazoa; Chordata; Actinopteri; Centrarchiformes; Centrarchidae
Product: natterin-3-like
Exons: 3
Coding region: 809-1975 (388 amino acids)
Source: RefSeq, a predicted model, not a curated record
ACGGCUGUAAUACGGCUGUCCAAAUCAGAAGCAGAAAAUUAGGAAAAUUGUGUUAACUUCAGAUUUAAGUGACCGUGACCACAUGUGAACAGGAAGUUGACCAUAAAACAAGUCAUGACAACAAGUGGCGAUUUUUGAGACUGAGCGUGUUGGAGUUAUGAACAGUGUGACAAACUACCCCGCUCUGCCCUACCGCUGAAAAGCAACCAUUCCUCUGCAGUCACAAUUUGGUGUAAAGGCGAGUCCUUAGAAAGUCAGGCAGCUACAUUUAAGAUAGUUAGCUAAUUAGUUAAAACACAUGUUGCUGUUACUGUAAUUAUUAAAUAGCAAUAUAAACAAUGUUCCCUUAUUCAAAGAGCAAAAAUAUUGCUCUUUUCUCCUGUUCAUAAGUUAUAUUGACAUGUACUAUAUAAAUAGGCUUUUUAUGUGACACACAGUGAUUCAGGAUCACAAAUUCAUAGGAAUUACAUCUUAUGGAUUAAAAAUUAAAACAAUCAUUUAAUUUAAAUUAAUUCUUUUAAGUUGGAGUUUACUAGCUAGUAUAGACCGUUUUUGCUAAAAGCUAUAUAAUAAGCUGAUGAUCUUUAUAAUACAUUAAAAUGGGCAAUAAAACAACCUUCUUGGAAGAAGCACACCUGGUGAAACAAAGAGAAAAAUGUUUCUUCUAUCACACCACUGGACCUGUUGCUGUUUAUUGGUCAACGUCAGAGCCAAGACGCAAUAAAGGUAUUUGCAGUAUGAAGCAGCUACACUAUAUAAACUUGAGGGAGACUGGAGGUACAUCAAGUGAUACUGGGACACUGGAAAGAUGAAGCUGUCAGUGCUGUUGCUGCUGGCCCUGCCGGCUCUGUCUUCGGCCACUCUAGAAACUGGGAAUAACGCAGAGCAAAGAAACGACUCAGAUCUAAAUGGUAGAUCUGACCUGACUGACAGAUGGAUGACAACAGAUCAACCUCUCCUGAGUGUUUAUACACUAAGGCAGAAGAUGCAUGUUGAGGUUCAGUCUUCUUCCAUCAAGUCUGAUGAUGGCUCUAACCUGGAGUGGGUGACCUGGAACAACAUUCUUCCAAACGAUGCCGUUUCAAUUGUCAAUAAUUACGCUGGUAACCGCAUUGAUUAUGUAUGCAAAUACGGGUGUAACUCUGGCUAUUAUACCCCCAGCAGGGGUUCUUAUUGCUUCUAUCGCGGCACAAAAACAACCGACUUUGAGCUCCUAGUCAACAAAGACAACUUCGAUAUUCUGGAGUGGGUAGAUGAUUCAUACGGCAACGUGCCCCAGAAUUCAGUCAGAACCUGCCCUGGGCAGGAAAUAUACGUAGGAAAGAACAAAUAUGGACUUGGUAAGAUAGUUACUAAAGAUAAGGCCUUCUUCUUGGCUUGGGACGGUGGAGACAUUUGGUACAAAUACUACCAAGCCCUGACCGCACAUGAUGAUAUAAUCAGCCAGCAGAUCUAUGAUGUCAUUUACAAUACUGCUGAUCCUACAAUAAUAAGCUAUCCUCCAAACAUGAUACACAAAUCAAGCGUCAGCAACUAUGAAUGCCACACAGUGAUUAAAACAGAUACCAUCUCAAAGACAAACAAGGUGGAGUAUACGUGGGAAUCCACCUUUGCUAUCAAAGUUGGUGUUAAAAUGAGUAUCACUGCUGGCCUCCCCAGCUUAGUCUCCGAAAACACUGAGAUCAGCGCAGAGACGACAUACCAAGUCUCCAGUGGAACCACAGUGACAGAGGAGGUCACUGAAACUACUACUGUGAAUGUCAAAGUCCCACCAAACCACUCCUGCAUAGUUAAAAUGAUGCGGAGUGACCACAAACUUCAAAUCCCUUUGACAGCAAGACUCUCGCAUACCUACAGUGACGGGGCGACCCGCACGACAUCCAUCACUGGGACGUAUGACGGCGUUCAGAUGGGACAAAUUAGGGCCGAUGUGGAACGAUGUGAACCUCUCCCAGACGCCAAGCCUUGCCCAUGAAAUGCAAAAAGCCACACUUGAUGUCAGAAAUGUCUGUUUGAUUACGGGUGGGUGGGGGGUGUCUAAUGAAUUUAAUUAAUCGAAUAUAAAUAUAAACAUAUGCUUGAUUACUCUGUAUUAACCCUAAAUCUCAGUCUAACAUAUAUAAAUGUGUAACUAUUUUGGAAGCCAAUCAUAGUGCAGUAUGCAAUUUACACAAAUGUGAUGUAGAAAGCUCCAGUGCAAACACACUGAGAACGGACUUUUCAGUGAAGCUGGAGACAUCUUGUGACAAGUAGUAGAAAUAAUUAGCAUAUUGAUAAACUGUGUGCCAUUUCCAUACUACUUCCAUAUUGUGUGUGCUAUCAUAUUAAACUUUAUAGUCUUCUGUGUUU